Gongylonema pulchrum is the source of this 489-nucleotide messenger RNA. The record is from the annotation of a GenBank genome assembly. Lineage: Eukaryota; Metazoa; Nematoda; Chromadorea; Rhabditida; Gongylonematidae.
AUGUCUUAUCUGGAAUCGAGAAAUUUUGUGCAUGGUAAUCUCUCGGCCAGCAGCUGUCUGGUUGCUGGCGACGGCACAAUCAAACUUACUAAUUUCAACAUCGCGUCUGAACUUGAUCUCAACGACGAAAGUGACGCUACGCUUGGACGAAUCAGGUGGAUGUCCUGGGAGGCGGCUAUUGAAAAGAGGAUGACAACGAAAGGAGACGUGUGGUCAUUCGGUGUCACAAUGUGGGAAAUACUGAACGGGUGUGGCCAACAGCCGUACAGAAUGCUCACUGAUAGCGAUGUAUAUAAAAAUUUAUUGUUCAUACAACGACACGGAACGCUUAAGUUUUGCCUGGAAAGGCCCGAAUUUUCGUCAGCAAAUUUCUACGAGGAAUUCAUUGUGCAGUGCUGGGCUCGCGAUCCCGAACAGCGUCCCUCAUUUCACUCGCUGCAUCGCCGCCUACAAAAUGUUACUUGUGUACAAAUGAGCGAAGGCUGUUAG